This is a messenger RNA of Trichomonas vaginalis G3, 288 nucleotides long. RefSeq names its product 1-aminocyclopropane-1-carboxylate synthase protein. The record is from RefSeq and is a predicted model, not a curated record. Gene Ontology annotation, molecular function: pyridoxal phosphate binding. The coding region runs from base 1 to 288 and encodes 95 amino acids. Lineage: Eukaryota; Parabasalia; Trichomonadida; Trichomonadidae. Gene Ontology annotation, biological process: biosynthetic process. The transcript has a single exon.
AUGAAGCUUCUUACAGAAGGUGGCAUCAAAUUCAAGAAGGCACCAGCUUCUUUGUUCCUAAUGCUCGAUUUAACAGAUAUUGCUCCAACAGCUGAAGAAGAGAAGAAACUUUGGUUAGACUUAAUUGAUAGAUUCAAUAUCCAUAUAUUACCUGGCGCAAAUGGCUUUAGAUAUAAGUAUCCAGGUUGGUUCAGACUUUGCUUCUCUCAUGAGGAGAGUAAGCUUAUCGAGGGUUGCACACGUUUGGUUAAUGCUGUUAAGACAAUCAAGAGUGAGCACUCUAAGUAA